CUUUGGGGCUUGCUUAGGUGACGUACACGAUGUUCUGGUGAUGCAGGGGGAUACUGGGUGAUGCCAGGUGAUGCUUUUGAGGCUCAGGUGAUGCUCAGGUGUCUCAGUGGGAUGCUCAGGAGAUGUUGGGCACUACUGGGGGGAUGCUGGGUGAUGCCUGGAGAUACUGAGGGGGUACUUGCAAUGCUCAGGAGAUGCCCUGGAAGGCUGGGUGACGCAGGGCUGGUCUGCCAGCUCCACCUGCUGGCAUGCACCGCCUGGCACUGCAGUCAGCAUCAGGGCCCCUCCACAGCAGCAGCCCAAAAUUCAGAGACCCUAAGAGAGAGGGUCCUUCCGAGCUGCAGGCUGCUGUGUUGAUGAAAAAGCCUCAAAUUAGCUUGAACGGUGUAACUGAGGGGGAACUUGGGGCAGCCUGUGUUUGUGCCUCGCCACAGUCUGCUGGCUCUUCACCUGAGCUGACCCGGCUUUGCUCCCUGUUGCCUGCAACAGACACUCAUUGAGGCUUUGAAACCAAGCGCGAGAGCUUUUCCAGCACUUUUCCAAGGAGAUAAUGGAGAAAUGCUUGGCCAGCCUGCCAGGAAUCCCUCCCCCACCAGCACUGCGCUCCCACUCAGGCUCGCGCAGGGCUGCCCUGGCCAGCACCGAGGGAGGGGAGCGCCUGACCGGAUCCCCAGCUUCCACAUUGAGGAUCAAAUGUUGCCUCUCAGUUGGGGUGGGUUGGGUUUUAUAGGAUCUCUGCCAGGUUCUGGGAGGAUGGGAGAAGGGAAGCAAGUCCUUGUUGCCCUUGGCAGAGGCUGACUGCGAGGCGAGCAGGGCUUUUUCCACAGCUCCCCUCCUCUUCUUUAACCUUCUAGUGUAAUGGUGAGCACUGGAAAGCCGCACAUGAAAACCACUGUGUUUUCUCCAGCCAGUGAGGAGACUUUUGGGGGGCUCCCAGUGAAGCCUGUCAUGCCAUGCCAUCCCAUCAUGGGCUCAGAGUGCUUGCCAUGGGGACUUUGCUCACGAUGUAUGUUCUCUCUCCUGUUCAGGAAGGCCAGCUCACGUCUCCCAUCGCACGCCCUGGUCAGGACACCGGCAGCACCGUAUAAAUGGCCUCAAAACGGCACUUGGAGUCUCUGGACCCCGUGAUUUUCAACAAGCUACCUCGGCUGGAGACAGACUCCACCACCGGCUUCCCCGCCAGCCUCUGCAAAUCCAGCCCUGUCCCCAGCCCUGGCUCCAAAACCCAUUUCAACUACAAGGGUUCCUACUUUGCCUGUCCGCUCCAAAGCCCCGAUGGCCCCGAGCAGCCGCUGGCGCACUGGAGCCCAGCAGCUCCCUACCUGCACUAUGGUGCCGGUGCCGGCAGCCAGCCCGUGCCAGCGGAGGGGCCGCUCGUGGGCUGCCUGCUGUACCGAUCCGAGGGUCUGGGGACUGGGCUGCAGCCCCCGGGUGCCGAAAAGCACAAGGAGAGCGUGAUGAGGGAGGUGCUGAUGGCAAGGGAGAAGUGGACCAGCCUGCCACCGGCUCUGGGACACCCCUUCCCGGUGAAGAAGCCGGUGGCGGUGAACAAGGCGGCUCCCCUGGCUGUCCCCAAGCCGGUGUACAGAGCCCCAGCGUGCUUCGUAGACCCCAGGGUGGCCCUGCCGCUGGGACCCCGGGCAGAGAGCCUGCGGCAGAGACCAGGUGAUGAAGACUGGGUUCUGCCCGCCGCCACCCCCGCCAGCCACCCUCUCCACCCUGGUGAGCACCACAGCAGCACUGGGAUGCACAAGAAGGGUCCCCACUCCAACCCCAGCCUCCCUCCGCUGCAUCCAAGCUUGGCAUUGCCCACCAAGGAGAAGCUGGGCUCCCCUGUCACCUUCUCCCCCUAUUACGCCACCUUUGACAAAUACAGGGCUCCCCCUGGCACCUCCUUCCUGGAAGCUGGCUGCCCCACCGCCCACGGCCAGAGGAAGGUCCCCGAGGUCCCCAGCCUCAGCCCGGACCCCUGGCCCAAGCUCCAGCCACCCACCUCCAUCCCUGGGUACCGGGAGAGGCUGCCGGCAUCCUACCCGCACACCCCCUACCCGCUGCCGCUCCAUAAGGCUGCUCUCCUUUACCACCCACCAGCUCCCACCGUGGAGGCACAGACCAGUGCCUACAAAGGCUUUGGCUUUGUGGGAGGUGGGGAGCCCUUUCCUGGCUCUUACCUUAAGCCCCAAAGCCCAAGGAGCUACUUUCCUACCCCCUUGGACACCUACGCGCCGAGGGCGGACAGUGCCAGUGCGGUGGCAUCACCGCCCACCAAGUCGGUGGCACCACCAAGGGAUGCCAAGGCACUGCAGCGAGCCGGCUACUUGAUGAGCCCCGGCUUUGCCUUCAGCCCCCGGGACGUGGCCGUAUUCGGCACCUCCUUCACCGGCACAGAGCCAAGCUGUGAGCAGCUCAGGGCAGAAAGUCCUCGGCAGCAAGUGGCAGCGAGGCACAACAGUGCUUUCCAACCCAUCUGCGCCCCGGAGAAGGUGCCCAGGGGCUCCGGUGGGCUCACAGAGACAUUUCCCAAAGGAGAAGGGAGCUGGGUGAAACCCAGCCAGGUGGAGCAGGAGUUUCCCUACCCGGAGAGGGGGAAGGGGGCCAGCCCAGCCCCUCUGGAGAGCCCCGGUGGGGGACCCGUGGCUCCUGUCAUCGUAGGGAAGGGAGAUUCCUGCAAGGUCAAGGAGGCAGCCAAGGAGCUCCUCCACCCUUCUGCAUCUACCACCCCUCCACAGGGGUUGAGAGACCUGAAGGAUGGCAAGGUUUCUCCUUCCUCCCCACCUAUGCCAGUGAUCAACAACGUCUUCAGCCUGGCGCCUUACCGAGACUACCUGGAGGGAACUGACGGCUCAGCCCAGGUGCCCUUGAGCAGGGAGCACCUACGGAGAGACGCUCCACCCCAAAACAUGGGGGGCAGCCAAGAGCCCACUGCCCUCGGGGAUGUCCCGGUGGUGUCCAGCCUGGUCCCCUCAGGAACGGCAGGCAGCCAGGCACUGAAGACGGGCAGCAGUGCAGCCCAGAGCCAAGGGGAAAGUUGCUCCAGAAGGGUCCCCGAAAAGCCAAAGCUUGUGCCCCACGACGUGGCGUCUCAGGAGGGCAGCCCUGGUGGGGUGGCGAGCGGUGAGACAGCCCCCACGGACAUUGUGCUGGACCUCAGCUUGAAGAAGAGAUUGGUGAAAGCCAGCGAGCCCCAGAGACCCACUGGCUGCCCAGAGGGGACGCCGGACAGGGAGGAUGCGGGAGAGGAGAAAGAGAGCCCAGGGCAGAAGGUGGAGGAAGCAGAGAGAACCAAGCCCCAGGUGCUGCCGUUGCUGCUCGAGGUGCACUCUGGGGACAAGAGCAACUUCCAGAGCUCGGCCACCUUCAUGUUCAAAAAAUACAAGAUCCUGCGCUCCCGCCCGCCGAGCACCAACCCCCCCCGGCAGGCCAGCAGCCCCCCAGACCUCCAGCCCAGCCUACCGCCACUGACCCCCUCUAGCAGCACCCUCACUGCGCCACCACGGACCCCUCCUGUCUCGCCGCCAGCCAGCAGCCCCCCAACCCCGCAGCCCAGCCCCCAGCCCGGCCCCUCGGCUCUGCUGGUGGCUCGCCCUGACCCACAGCAGCCCCCGCUGCCUCAAGCCCCCCAUGCACCGGCAGAGGAGAGCAUCUUGCUGCUGGGGCAGUGUGAGGUUCCUGCAGCGCAGACCUCCUCUGGAAACUAUUUCACCACCCUGCACACCUCGCUCUGCAAUAUUAUUUCCUGCUCGGUGUCCACGUCCUCCCCAGAGCUCCUGCAGGAGUGGCUGAAGAAGGCGGAGGUGGUGGAGGAACUUGGAGAGGGGGCCAAAUCCCCUCCCAAAGCCAAGAACGGCUCCAGGAUCCCCGAAUCUCAGAAGCCCACCAAAGGCAGGGAGAUCUGGUUGGCUUUCCAAAAUGUGGCUGCUCUUCUCACCAACCUCCUGUCUCAGCUGGAGACUUUCAUGUUCGCUCGCAAGUGUCCUUUCCCCCAUGUAGUCCGGGCAGGGGCUGUCUUCAUCCCCAUCCACGUGGUGAAGGAGAAGCUCUUCCCUAAGCUCCCUGGGGCCUUUGUUGACCAAGUGCUGCAGGAGCACAAGGUGGAACUGCGUCCCACCACGCUCUCCGAGGAGAGACACUUGAGGGACCUAGAGCUGAAGAGCUGUACCUCACGCAUGCUGAAGCUCCUGGCGCUCAAGCAGCUCCCUGACAUCUACCCAGACCUGCUGAACCUCCACUGGCACGACUCCAUCCGGCAGCAGCUUGGCGUCUCCCAUGGAGGGCUGGUGACACCAGUGGAUCCUUGGGUCUCUUCCAGGGAAGCUCUAGCCCGAUCUGCUUUCCAGAUGUUGCUGUUUAGUGGGAACAUCCAUUGCUUGCAUGGUCCCUCAACAUCCUUGCCCUAUGAAGGCUUCUGUGGAGCAGAACAGCUUUUCUCCGUGGGCUGUGGAGGGUGAAAGCUUGAGCUGGGGGCUGGUGAUGGGGCCAGGGGUUGUCCCUGCCUGGGCGAGAAAAGUCAUCCCCGAGGUGUUGGUCACCUCUAGGACACCUCCCUCUCCAAGGGCAGUGAGACCAGAGGCUCUGGGGCACAAUGGGAGUGGGUCAAUGUGCACGUUGCAUGCUGGACCUGCCACCCAUGGUGGCUUAUCCCAUUGUCCCUGUCCAGAUGUCCUUUUGCUGCUGCUCAAGGCCAUUGCCAACACUCUUUAUUUCUUACAGGGUGCAGAUCGCAGGCUGGCCAGCACCUCUCCAAGUAGCCUUGGCACGGAGGUACGGAGAGCUGAUGGCUGAGUGAUGGCCAUGGAUAGCAUAGCGCUGAGGAACACGCCGAGGGCAACAGCCGAGCCACCUGCCUGGCGGUGACAUGGAUGCACUGAAGGAUGGGGAUGGGUCUUCCUGGGAUGCUGCCACUGGCACCACAGGGACCCACUGAGGACGGUGCUUGGGGUGGAAAACACUGGCAGGGAUGCACGACCCAGAGAUGCUCCAGGGCCGUGAGCAGGGAUAACUGGCAUGGGCCGUGGCCACGCCGCCGUCCCCAGCCUCGGAGAAAGGCUGGCUGCUGCCAGGAUGAUUUACCACAUCCCCUCCUCUCUCCUCUCACUCGCUUCUCCUGCUCGAUACACAUCGUUCCCAGCAAAUGUUCCUUCCUCCUGGUUUUUAAAGUGCUACAGAGACUUAACACCACAUUAAGCAUCAAGGGAGUUGCAACUUCUGUCGUUACAGGGCUGAUUUUUAUGUUUUAAAUGAAGACAUUUUUAAGAUGUUAUGACUUUAUCUUUUUAAGGAGCUGCUGCCUUCAGGUUAUGGGUUUUUUUAAAAAGAAAACAUAGAAUAAUUUAUAUUUGUCUUUUUAUUUAAACUUACGGCUCCCCUGUUCAGACCGAGGCAGUGGGAGCGAUGCUGUUCAGAGUGAGAGUUCCAGUCCCAAUCGUAGCUGAAGAAGGCUGAAAGAGAGAUGUAAAGGCCAUUAAAGGAAACCAAACCACUUCACAACCCAGAUCCCACCUGUCCCAAAGGAGAACUUGGGAGCUGCACAUCUGGGGAUGACCUUGAUGGAGACACGGUGACACUGGCACGAGCAGAGGGGCAGGAGAGGGGAGUGAUGCUGCGAGACCUUGGAAGGAGCGGUCCUUCCCAUCCCACAGGCACCACAAGGGUGGGCAUCCCGGGAAGAGUCCCAGCAGACAAGGACAGACGGACUCAUCCUUGCCUGGUCUGCGGUGGUGGGACACAGCAGAAGCCUUACAAACCCAACACUCAGGUGUUUUUCCAGCUGGAGGAACAAAAUGAGAAUUGUUAUUACUUUUUUUUUUACUUCACUACAGGAAAUAUUUAUUUUAAACUAAGAAAAUGGAGAAAAUGGAAAAAAAUACCUACCCAAACCAUACCAUAGACUUUCUUUUUUAGCCAAAAGGUGUGUUUGUCAGCCUGGCAGGUGGCUGCUGCCAUGUUUUUUGCAGGUGCCUUUCUGGUUUUCCACUGGGAUGGAUGCACGGGGUCUGUGCCUGGUGUUAUAAAGCGAUUUGGAAAGCAGUGUUUGUUAAUAAUACUGUAAUUUUUUAUAUAUAUAUAUAAGGUUGCAGGGAAGAAAGUUCCUUCGCUUUAUUUAAUAUUUUGUAAGAAUAUGGACUUUCAGAGGUGCCUCGCCCGAUUAAAGGUUCUGACUUGUUUUCAAAGAUGCCGUGCUUCGGUCUCUUCUUGCCAGCGUGGGCAGGAUGGGACCUUUCUGGGGAUUGCAGGGGUCCCAAAUCAGCACCCAUGGGUCCCCUGCCAGUAACGGAGCACAUCCAGCACCUGCGAGGGGUGUGUCCUGAGCUCCCUGCGUGACAGCCCGGGAGGA
Molecule: messenger RNA, 6334 nt
Organism: Cuculus canorus (common cuckoo)
Lineage: Eukaryota; Metazoa; Chordata; Aves; Cuculiformes; Cuculidae
Gene: PRMT2IP
Product: chromosome 12 C15orf39 homolog
Exons: 3
Coding region: 1089-4448 (1119 amino acids)
Source: RefSeq, a predicted model, not a curated record